This is a messenger RNA of Chinchilla lanigera (long-tailed chinchilla), 2847 nucleotides long. It is a transcript of the gene Rnf4, whose product is annotated as ring finger protein 4. The transcript has 8 exons. Gene Ontology annotation, biological process: positive regulation of transcription by RNA polymerase II. Lineage: Eukaryota; Metazoa; Chordata; Mammalia; Rodentia; Chinchillidae. Gene Ontology annotation, molecular function: zinc ion binding; transcription factor binding. The record is from RefSeq and is a predicted model, not a curated record. Bases 300 to 872 code for a protein of 190 amino acids.
GGCCAAUGGGAACUUACCAGGGGCGAGGCAGACGCCUGCGGAGCGGAAGUGGGUUGCUUUGAGACCGCCGAGUCUUGCUUGAGCGGGUCUCCUCAGCGGCUCGCGAAGGUGUUUUUUCGCUCUAACCGGUUGGCGACGGCGGCCAGGACUUGAAGAGACUGAAGACUUAUCUGGCUCCAGAUUCUUUGUAAGCUGGAAGAUGAGUAACCAGUGGGCAUGAGAGGCUGAGAACAUUCGACUUUGCUGCAAACCUUGGUGUAGGUCACUUCCUUUUCUGUAGGUUGGAGCCAGAGAGCACAAUGAGUACAAGAAAGCGUCGCGGUGGAACAAUAAGUUCUAGACAAGCCCAGAAGCGAACUCGGGAAGCAGGCACCACCCCCGAGAUUGCCAUGGAUCCAGAACCCAUAGAACUUGAGGAGACAGCUGGAGAUGAAAUCGUGGACCUUACAUGUGAAUCAUUAGAGCCGGUGGUCGUCGACCUGACUCACAAUGAUUCUGUUGUGAUUGUUGAAGAGAGAAGGCGGCCGAGGAGGACCAUGAGGAGCCAGCGCCAGGACCACUCGGACAGCUGUGUGGUGAGCAGCGAUGACGAGGAGCUCUCCAGGGACAGGGAUGUGUAUGUCACCACCCAUGCUCCCCGAAGUGCCAGGGACGAGGGUGCCACAGGACUAAGGCCCUCUGGCACCGUCAGCUGUCCCAUCUGCAUGGACGGAUACUCAGAGAUUGUGCAGAAUGGACGUCUCAUUGUCUCUACAGAGUGUGGCCACGUCUUCUGUAGCCAGUGCCUCCGUGAUUCCCUAAAGAAUUCUAACACUUGCCCAACUUGUAGGAAGAAGAUAAGCCACAAACGGUACCACCCCAUUUAUAUAUGAAGAUCUCUGAGCCUCCCAGGAGAGCCAGACGGACAGACAGACAGCCUGGCUGGGCUCUCUGCAUGCUCUCUGCCUCCAGUUUCCUGAGCGCAACAAGACUGUUUCAAAGCCAACAUCUUAUAUGUAAACUGCUCUUUCCUUCCCCAUCCUCUUAGAUCUUUUUGUUAUCUCAAGUUUGAUGCUAUGGAGUUGCACCCAGGGACGCUCCAGGCCUGGCUCCUCACCUUUGCUUCUCUUGGGUAGCCUGGUCCUAAAGUAGGAGCAAGAGGAGUGAGGCAUAGUAGACUUUGAGGACUGGGCUCCAGCCUUUGCAGAGUCUGCUCGUGUGCCAAGAAGUUUCCCUGUCGGAAGGUGUGCUCAGCUCUCCCGGGAGCACGGCCUUCCCAGGCAUCUGGCAGUCGCCUGAUCUCCUCUGCCUGCCACCCAGUGCUCGAGCCAGACCUGGCCCACUUGGCCCAAGGAUCCCGGUGCAGGGAUGGCCCCUGGACUUUCCUUCCCUCGGGGUCAGAGGUGACCUGCAACGCUGCCUGUAUCUUACCAUUGAUGUGCAGUGUUCUCUGCAAACCUUGAGGACCUCUGCAGGGCAAUCCCUGUUUCCUAAGAACGAAAAGUGCAAUAAAGCCCGUUCUCACCCACGUCUCAGCAGUCAGGAGGUGGCGCUGCCACCUCAGAGUCCUUGAGCCGUCUGCGGAACAGUGCCCAUCUGCCUGUCUCUGCGUGCCAGCCCUUCUCAGGAACCUUCCCGUGCUCCAAAGCUCCCCACCUGGCACAGGACACGUGGGCCAGGGAGCAGGGGCACGUCUUGGUGUCCUCCUGUCUGAUGAGAGCCGUCCUGCGCCGGCCGCGUGCCCUCCGGCCCUCUGGUCCUCCGUUCCCACUGCCCCUCGUACGGGGUGGUGGCAGCAAUUGUGGCCUUAUAGCCGCUCAUUUCCAUGUCUCCGCCCAGGUCACUGUCUCCAUUUCAGAGAUGUUGGCCCGGCCGACCUGACGUGGCACUGGCUUGGCUUGUCCCCCCUCUCCCACCGGGUGACACUUAUUUCUAAAGCUGCUUUUCACCUGCUCUGUAGGGUUUGGGUUGGCAAGCCUGGUGGCUGUCCCUCCCAACAGAGCCCAGCUAACGCUCAGCCCACAGAUGUGUGGUACCUCGGGGCCUCUAAAGGGCAGCAAGGUGACCUGAACUGGCUGUAAGGGCACCAGGACCCGGGGCAGCAGACAGUGGUCACGUGGGGCCAGCCUGCUCCACCACACUUCCAUUCUCAGAGCUUUGAGCCAAGCCAGUAGCUGUUGGCGUGACACAUCUGCAAGGUGGAGAAGGGCCACUCUGGCUUUGCUAGCAAUAACUGACCUUCAGGCCCCCUCUGAAGGAGCAGGGACUCAGCACAGAAUUCACUUUACUUGGGGCUGAAGGAGCAUCCCUCCUCUAUGUGAACAGAAAGUGGUUUAUUCUUCAUUCUUUUUUUUUUUUUUUUUUUACCUUUUUGGAUUACUACCAGAUCUUUUGAAUGAGUACUAAUUUUCUCCAUGAAGUGAGAGGGGUGGAGCACCAGCCUCCAUCACUGUAGUGUAGUGGGCCUGCCCUCCACUUGGUCAUCGUGGUCAUCACGGCCACUGAGUCCCCUCUGGUCAUCAGCAAGAUGCCCUCGUUCAGUUCUCAUGCUGCCCAGAGGGACAGCCAGGCAACCGUGCUGCUGUUGACCAGUAAAUGUAACAUCCAUUUCAAAUUCAUGUUUCAUCUUAGUGCACACAUGGUGGAUCCUAAAAUUAUAUUCAUCCUAAAGUGAACUGGGAAAAAUGUGUUAGUUUCUACUCAUCAAAAUCUGCAAACUAGGAAAAGGCUGUGUGAGAAAAAUCCCUUUCCUCAAUGUACAUAGUUCAAUUCUUUCUUUGUUAUGUUUAAAUUGUAUCCAUGGACAUCAGUCUGUUUUGGACUCCUGCUAGUGUUAAAGAUGAAAAUAAAACCAUUAAUUUGAACCCA